This is a messenger RNA of Aspergillus novofumigatus IBT 16806, 1686 nucleotides long. RefSeq names its product flavin-containing monooxygenase. The record is from RefSeq and is a predicted model, not a curated record. Bases 1 to 1686 code for a protein of 561 amino acids. Gene Ontology annotation, molecular function: NADP binding; N,N-dimethylaniline monooxygenase activity; flavin adenine dinucleotide binding. NCBI's taxonomy places the organism in Eukaryota, Fungi, Ascomycota, Eurotiomycetes, Eurotiales, Aspergillaceae. The transcript is spliced from 6 exons.
AUGGCUCCAGAUGUAGGAAGGCACGUAGGGAAUAAGGACUUUACCCGCUCGACGGUGGUCAUCAUUGGAGCUGGUAUCUCGGGAUUAUGCACGGCCAUUGACCUCAUCAAACGGAACAAAUGCCACAAUUUUAUCAUCUUGGAGAAGAGUAGCAGGGUGGGAGGAACGUGGAACGAUAACCGCUACCCGGGAUCAUGCUGCGACAUCUGGAGUUCUCUGUACAGUUACUCGUUUGAGCAGAAAUCCGACUGGACUAGGGAAUAUCCAGGCCAAGAGGAGAUAUUGAACUAUCUGAUUGGCGUCGCGCAAAAGUACAGCCUGUACAGGCAUAUCCGGUUCAACUCCGCUGUGGAGGAAGCACGCUGGGAUGACGCCGACCUCAAAUGGAGGGUUAAAUACCUCGAGUCAUACGAAAUCACCACCGACUUUCUCGUCUCGGCUGUCGGACAGCUGAACGUCCCCCGCAUGCCUGAUAUCCCCGGACUGGAAGACUACAAGGGUAAACUGAUGCAUUCCGCCCGGUGGGACUGGAGCUAUGACUGGACGGGGAAGAGAAUCGCUGUUAUUGGAAAUGGCGCAACCGCCGCCCAGAUCAUCCCCGAAAUCGCCAAAACCGCCUCGCAUGUUUCCGUCUACCAGCGCACCCCGAACUGGAUCGUGCCGCGCCUUGACAAACCCGUCGGAGCUGUGCAAAGAGCUCUGCUGACAUAUAUCCCGCCCAUCCGGUGGCGGAAGCGCGCACUCAUGAUGGACUUCCGGGAGUGGUUCUUCGAUGCCGUCGUUGACAGGAAUUCCGCGCUUUCGGAUAUGAUCCGCCAGACGUGUCUUGAUACCAUGCGGGAACAGUUGCCCGAUAGGCCGGAUUUGUGGGAUGUGUUGACGCCGGAUUACUCUCCUGGAUGCAAACGGGUGAUUAUCUCGGACGAUUAUUACCCUACAUUGGGCAAGGAGCAUGUAGCCCUGGAAACUCGUCCCAUUCAGCGGAUUACGGAAACGGGGAUCGAGACUGCUGGUGGCGAGAUGGAGGAGUUUGAUCUCAUUAUUGCGGCGACGGGGUUCAGAACGGUCGAGUUCAUGUAUCCCAUCCAGAUUAAGGGGGCGAAUGGUCGCUGUCUGUCGGAUAUCUGGAAGGAGGGGGCGAUGGCGUACUACGGCGUGACAGUAGAAGACUUGCCUAACUUCGCCAUGUUAUAUGGGCCAAACACUAAUCUGGGUCAUAACUCGAUUAUCUUGAUGAUCGAGGCUCAAUCGAGGUAUAUCAGCGCGCUGGUCAGCCAGAUACUCCAGGCGCAGAGGGUCGGUCACACUCUGGCACUGCGACCUAAGCCUGAAGUUGCGAAGACGUUCAACGAGGAUAUCCAGGCAGCCCUGAGAAAAAGCUCCUUUGCCGACCCUAACUGCAGCAGCUGGUACAAGACCGAGGAUGGACGCAUCACCAAUAACUGGCACAGCACGGUCGUUGAUUACCAGAACGAACUCUCCAGCGUCCGGUGGGAUGAUUAUAUUGCCGAAGGAAGCGGCAAGGCUUUGAUUACAAAGAAGAAAGAAACGCAUAUUGGACGGGUGAAAGAGGAGACGUUGAUCAGCAACACUUCGCUUCUCUGGGGUGCGGCCAGUGUUGUUGUGGCAUUGGGAGGAUACUAUCUCAAGGGGCGUGCUUUGAUCAGAGGCAGCCGAGUGAGAUGA